Cylicostephanus goldi is the source of this 600-nucleotide messenger RNA. Lineage: Eukaryota; Metazoa; Nematoda; Chromadorea; Rhabditida; Strongylidae. The record is from the annotation of a GenBank genome assembly.
AUGAGUCGCUUUGCUAUCGAUAAGUGGGGUGACGUAGACAAGUACCAUCUUGAUGAAAUCACGGGUCGUAAGAAGAGAACCUCUUACACUGAAGGCAAGUGGUUGAUGGAUGCAAAUGGUAACUGGUAUCAGUCAAAGAAGGAUUUGACCGUUCCUCUUUCUGAAGCACGUGAAAUGAAGAGAGGUUGGAUGAACAACGGUUACCCGAUGUUUGAGGGUGUGGAUAUGCGUGGUAAGAAGGGUGAGUCUAGAUUGGUUCCCCAGGAUGAGCAGUUGAGAAUGAUGCGUGAAGCUCGUCUUGUCGGUAAGAGAGAUUACGAUAGAUUGUCACCUGAUGAAAGAGGUGAAACUUGGGCGUAUCGCGAUGCUCUGGGUAAGGCUGAUGAUUCCAGAACCGCAGCUCUUGAUGACCAGAUUGACUAUACCUACAGGAUGAAUGACGAAAGAGUAGACGCAAUCCGUGAACAGAUUAAGGCUCUCCAGGCACAGCUCAAGGAUAUUUCUGACGAAGAAUAUUCUGUUCGUAGGGGUUACGAGACUAUGCGUAAUAACAUCAGAAAGUAUACUGGUGGAGCACCCUGGCAUAAGACUGCUGAAUAA